This is a messenger RNA of Plenodomus lingam JN3, 1107 nucleotides long. The record is from RefSeq and is a predicted model, not a curated record. Lineage: Eukaryota; Fungi; Ascomycota; Dothideomycetes; Pleosporales; Leptosphaeriaceae.
AUGUCAAAUCUAUCUCCUGAGGAGAUAGCCGAACUGGCGAAAGAAGAUAAUGGCCCCAAGACUAGAGCGAUUGCAUACUCCUUCACUGUAACUGCUGUCAUUUGCGUCUCUCUCCGGAUGUAUACUCGUAUCAGAUACCUCGGAAGAUCGCUUGGAUGGGAAGAUUACACAAUCGGUGCAUCGAUAAUCUGUGCUAUCAUAACGGCAGUCUUUCAAAUACUGCAGUUUAAUGCCGGUGGUGGACGUCACGCUGUCACCAUUCCAUUUCCAGAUGGCUUAGUGCCCAUCUUGAAGAACCUCUAUAUUAGUAUCAUCUUCUACAACUUGAGCCUUACCUUGACCAAGGUCUCGAUCUUAUUACAAUAUGGGAGGAUAUUUACGGUGCGGGAGAUGCGUAUCCCAUUACGCAUCGUCAUGGCAAUGUGCAUCUCGUAUGGCAUAGCCGUCAUUUGCACUCUUUGGUAUUCACAUGCCGGCUUUAAUAUCCUAAUCGAUGUCCUUGUCGCCACCCUACCCGUUCGCGUCAUCUGGAAAUUGCAAAUUCCCAAACAGCAGAAGAUCGCGUUGCUAUCUAUUCUCACCAUCGGUUGGUUCGUCUGUGUUGUAUCUAUCCUACGACUACACGCCCUCACUGUCAUGGUCGCAAACCCGCAGGACACCACUUGGUAUAGCGCUGCAUCCGCGUACUGGUCCACCAUUGAGAUGAACAUGGCCAUCCUAUGCGCAUCGCUCCCUGCACUGAAACCUCUACUUGUCAACAUCAUCCCUGGUUUCGCCUCGCGGACUACAAGCCGAGGGUACGGUCCAAACAGUGGUCGGAGGCCCAGUUUCCCCUUUGCCACGAUCGGCGGUUCAAAAGCAAAGCGCACGGUGGACGAGGAGUUGGAAAUGGAGCCGAAGAGGACUAUCAAUACUCAAGUGUACCCAUCUGCGAGCAACACAAGUGUACAUGGAAAAGACAUUUACGUCACUCGGCAAUUCGAGCAGCACUGCCAUUUCGACAGGGAUGUUCAUAAUAGUGACAGUGAAAGUCAGAAGGAUUUGGCUGAUAGCGAGAGCCAGAAGGGCCUCGUGGAAGAGCCGCCAAAAGUCUAUGAGAAGCGGUAA